AUGCCACUUACUUACGCCACGGUUCCGAUCCAGAUUGAAGGCGUAAACCUCACCCUAUCUACAAUCCACAAUCUCAAAAAUGAACCACCAAUUCUAUUCCUGCAUGGCUUCGGCUCUUGCAAAGAAGACCUAGCCGAUAUAGAACUUCACUCUGACCUGGAGCAACAUGGAUUCAUCGCCUACGACGCACCAGGCUGCGGACAUUCCACAAGCGACAAACUGUCAGCCACCGACAUCCCCUUCCUCGUCGCAACAGCAGAAGCGCUCCUAGCGCACUUCCAGAUCACCCAAUUUCACCUAAUGGGCCACUCAAUGGGCGGGCUGACUGCGCUCCUUCUCGCGCACCGCCACCCAAGCCGGGUCCUGAGCUUCGUGGAUAUUAAGGGCAACCUUGCGCCGGAGGACUGUUUCCUCAGUCGGCAGAUUUUUACAUUUCACUCAGACGACCCGGAGAUCUUCUUUGAGGAAUUUAUCGAUCGCACCCGGAAGGCCAAGUCGUUCGCUAGUCCGUUAUAUUCUAGCACCCUCCGUGCACGGGUGCGCGUCGAGGCGAUACGACCGAUUUUUGAGUCGAUGGUUCGCCUGUCGGACGAAGAGGAUUUAUUGGGGAUGUUCCUCGGCUUGCCGUGCCCGAAGAUGUUUAUGUUUGGGGAGGAGAACAGGGGACUUUCUUAUCUGCCGCGGUUGAAGCAAGGGGGCGUGGAGCUGGCGGAGAUUGCGAAGAGUGGACAUUUUCCCAUGUAUUCCAACCCGGUUGAGAUGUAUAGUCGGAUUUCGGGAUUUUUACAGGGACUUGACUCUAUUUGA
This is a messenger RNA of Penicillium verhagenii, 807 nucleotides long. RefSeq names its product alpha/beta fold hydrolase. The coding region runs from base 1 to 807 and encodes 268 amino acids. NCBI's taxonomy places the organism in Eukaryota, Fungi, Ascomycota, Eurotiomycetes, Eurotiales, Aspergillaceae. The transcript has a single exon. The record is from RefSeq and is a predicted model, not a curated record.